Lactuca saligna is the source of this 483-nucleotide messenger RNA. The record is from the annotation of a GenBank genome assembly. Lineage: Eukaryota; Viridiplantae; Streptophyta; Magnoliopsida; Asterales; Asteraceae.
AUGGGGGUUUACCUAAGCACACCUAAAAUUGAUAAAACAUCCGAUGAUGGUGAGAAUGAGAAACUGAGAUAUGGAGUCUCAUCCAUGCAAGGAUGGCGCACAUCAAUGGAAGAUGUUCAUGCUGCUUUACUUGACUUGGACAACUCCACAUCUUUCUUUGGCGUUUAUGAUGGCCAUGGAGGGCAGGCAGUCUCUAAGUUCUGUGCCAAUGGCUUGUUAAGCUCUUUCAAUCUGUUGGGACAUACAACACCUAUCCAGGCUGGAUCCCUUCUACUUCUGGGCCCAUUUCUUGAUUACUGGUUAACAGAAAAGAGAGUCAACAUGUUUAAAUAUGAUAUUUCCUCUAUGGAUUUCUUGGUGUUAUUGAUAGAGGAUAAGGAAUUGGUCGAAAAUCCUAUGAUUGAUGCUUGGUUGCUGAAGAAUAGAAAAAGUCCCUGGGUUGGGAAGAAAGAAGGGUUACAAGGAUGUUGGAUCUUUUAUUGA